AUGUCUUGCAGGCAAAACUUUCGUGGAAUGCUAGAGGAGAAACGAACGAAAGUGGAAGACAAGGACGAGGUCGAGGCCGUGGACAAGGACAUGAGAUCCAAAGAAGAAGAAAAUAAACUUGUUGUGCACAGUGAAGAUGUUGAAGAACCAACAUUACUCCUUAUGCUCAAGGAAGAUCAAAAUUCUGAAGAUAGUGCGUGGUAUCUUGACAAUAGAGCUAGCAACCAUAUGACAGGUGAUAGGAGUAAAUUUGUAGCACUUGACACCAAUGUAAAAGGACACGUGCGUUUUGGUGAUGAAUCAAAAGUAGAGAUCAAUGGCAAAGGGACGAUUCUAUUCGAGCUGAAGAAUGGAAGUCAUAAGAUUCUUUCCGAUGUUAUUAUAUCCCAAAGUUGA
Messenger RNA from Arachis duranensis, 396 nucleotides. RefSeq lists its product as uncharacterized. The coding region runs from base 1 to 396 and encodes 131 amino acids. The record is from RefSeq and is a predicted model, not a curated record. Lineage: Eukaryota; Viridiplantae; Streptophyta; Magnoliopsida; Fabales; Fabaceae. The transcript is spliced from 2 exons.